CGAUAUCAUCUGGCGUCGUCUUGGCAACGGGCGCGGUCCAGCUUCACACGAGAUGAAACUCUGCGUUUAAACAAUGUUUGUUUUCGUGAUUUUUGCACUAAAUUGGCUCACAAUUCGGGCCGACUUGUGGUCGUCCAACAACCCCACGGUUUUCAACAUCGGGGGCGUGUUAAGCAGCAAUGAGAGCGAGUACUACUUCAAGGAAACAAUCGCGCACUUGAAUUUCGACUCCCAGUAUGUGCCCAAAGGGGUCACUUAUUACGACACUGCAAUUCUCAUGGACCCCAACCCCAUCAAAACCGCCCUCAACGUUUGCAAAUACUUGAUCACAAGUCGGGUGUAUGCCGUGGUGGUUUCGCACCCCUUGACCGGGGACUUAUCCCCAGCAGCGGUGUCGUACACUAGUGGUUUCUACCACAUCCCGGUGAUUGGUAUCUCAAGCCGGGAUUCGGCUUUUUCGGACAAAAACAUUCAUGUCUCGUUUCUGCGAACUGUGCCCCCGUACUCCCACCAGGCCGACGUUUGGGUCGAAAUGCUCAAGCACUUCAACUACAAGAAGGUGAUUUUCAUCCACAGUUCGGACACUGAUGGGCGUGCCCUGCUGGGGAGGUUCCAGACCACCUCCCAGAGCCUGGAGGACGAUGUGGAGAUCAAGGUCCAGGUCGAGUCGAUUAUAGAGUUUGAGCCGGGUUUGGAAACGUUCAAGGAGCAACUCAGCGACAUGAAAAACGCCCAGUCUAGAGUCUAUCUGAUGUAUGCCAGCAAAACCGACGCUCAGGUCAUUUUCCGAGACGCUGCUGAAUUUAAUAUGACGGAUGCUGGGUAUGCGUGGAUCGUCACAGAGCAAGCCCUUGUUGCCAAUAACAUCCCCGAGGGGAUUCUGGGCCUCCGACUGGUCAAUGCGACCAACGAAAAAGCCCACAUCAAGGACAGCAUUUAUGUCCUGGCGUCGGCUUUACGCGACCUAAACCAAACGAAGGAAAUCACCGAAGCGCCAAAAGACUGCGACGAUUCGGGCCAGAUUUGGGAAACAGGCCGCGACCUUUUCGACUUCAUCAAAAAGCAAGUCCUAAUGAACGGUGAGACCGGAAAAGUGGCUUUCGACGACCAAGGCGACCGAAUCAACGCCGAAUACAACAUCGUCAACAUCCAAAGAAAACGCAAGCAAGUCACAGUCGGGAAAUUUUUCUUCAACAGGACCAGCAAUAAAAUGCGUUUGGCGGUCGACGAGAACAACAUUUUGUGGCCGGGUCGCCAGCACGUCAAGCCCGAGGGUUUCAUGAUCCCGACCCACCUCAAGGUCCUCACAAUUGAGGAAAAACCGUUCGUUUACGUCCGGAAGCUGGUGGAACCCCAGGACGUGUGCACCGCUGAGGAAAUACCUUGUCCUCACUUCAACGCCACGCAAGAUCUGGCGGGGAGUUACUGUUGCAAGGGUUAUUGCAUGGACCUCCUGAAGGAGUUGUCGAAGAAAAUCAACUUCACUUAUAGUCUGGCGCUGUCUCCCGACGGCCAGUUCGGCAACUACAUCAUCAGGAACAGCUCCGGGAGUGGCAAGAAGGAGUGGACUGGCUUGAUAGGGGAGCUGGUGGGCGAGAGGGCCGACAUGAUAGUCGCCCCCUUGACCAUCAACCCCGAGCGGGCCGAAUUCAUCGAGUUCAGCAAGCCGUUCAAAUACCAAGGCAUCACAAUUCUGGAGAAAAAACCGUCCCGGUCGUCCACACUUGUGUCCUUCUUGCAGCCGUUCAGCAACACUCUCUGGAUCUUGGUGAUGGUGUCCGUGCACGUGGUGGCCCUCGUGUUGUACCUCCUGGACCGGUUUUCGCCCUUUGGGCGCUUCAAGCUGGCAAAUACCGACGGGACGGAGGAAGACGCCCUGAAUCUCUCAAGCGCGAUUUGGUUCGCUUGGGGAGUGCUGCUCAACAGUGGGAUUGGGGAAGGGACUCCGAGGAGCUUCUCGGCCAGGGUUCUGGGCAUGGUUUGGGCCGGUUUUGCGAUGAUUAUCGUAGCUUCGUAUACUGCCAACUUGGCCGCGUUUCUCGUUUUGGAAAGACCCAAAACUAAACUGACUGGGAUUAAUGAUGCCAGGCUGAGGAACACGAUGGAGAAUUUGACUUGUGCGACGGUCAAGGGGUCUGCGGUUGAUAUGUAUUUCCGCAGACAGGUCGAAUUGUCGAAUAUGUACAGGACCAUGGAAGCGAAUAAUUAUAACACGGCCGAGGACGCUAUUGAAGAUGUCAAAGUGGGAAAGCUGAUGGCCUUCAUCUGGGACAGCUCUCGCCUGGAGUUCGAGGCGGCCCAAGACUGCGAACUCGUGACCGCCGGCGAGCUCUUCGGCCGCUCCGGCUACGGCAUAGGCCUCCAGAAGGGUUCGCCCUGGGCCGACGACAUCACCCUCGCGAUUCUGGACUUCCAUGAAAGCGGCUUCAUGGAGAGCCUGGACAACAAGUGGAUCCUCCAAGGCAACGUCCAGCAAUGCGAGCAGUUCGAAAAAACGCCCAACACCCUCGGCUUGAAGAACAUGGCCGGGGUGUUCAUCCUCGUGGCCGCCGGGAUCGUGGGCGGCAUCGGCCUGAUCGUCAUUGAAAUGGCAUACAAGAAGCACCAAAUCAAGAAACAGAAACGCAUGGAGCUGGCCAGACAUGCGGCGGAUAAGUGGCGCGGGUGUGUCGAGGAGUCCACGUUUCAGAAGCGCAAGACCUUGCGGGCCUCCGCCACCACGCAACGCCGGAUCAAGUCCAAUGGGGUGAACGAUCCGGCGACCAUUUCACUGGCGGUUGACAAGUACCAGAGGAUUGGGGGGCCCGAGAGGGCCUGGCCGGGGGAUUCCGACAUAAGGCAAAGGAGGGUGGAGGACAGUGGGGGCGUGCAACCAGUUCCUAGAUAUCUACCGGCGUACACUAGCGAUGUAUCGCAUCUCAUUGUUUAACUCGCUUAAUAGUUGUUGGUUAUUGGAUGUAGUCAUUUAUCAGAUGUGUAAAAACUUCCAACUCACUGAGAUAAGAAAAACGGUAUCUGUGAGCGAGAAUUGGGGGAAAAUCCAAAUAAAUGAUUAGACGUCUCGUUUUA
Tribolium castaneum (red flour beetle) is the source of this 3069-nucleotide messenger RNA. RefSeq names its product NMDA receptor 1 (gene Nmdar1). Gene Ontology annotation, molecular function: NMDA glutamate receptor activity. The record is from RefSeq and is a predicted model, not a curated record. Gene Ontology annotation, cellular component: NMDA selective glutamate receptor complex; synapse; plasma membrane. Bases 74 to 2929 code for a protein of 951 amino acids. The transcript has 8 exons. NCBI's taxonomy places the organism in Eukaryota, Metazoa, Arthropoda, Insecta, Coleoptera, Tenebrionidae. Gene Ontology annotation, biological process: monoatomic ion transport; regulation of membrane potential; ionotropic glutamate receptor signaling pathway.